This is a messenger RNA of Panicum virgatum (switchgrass), 928 nucleotides long. RefSeq names its product putative 12-oxophytodienoate reductase 11. Gene Ontology annotation, molecular function: FMN binding; oxidoreductase activity. The coding region runs from base 1 to 906 and encodes 301 amino acids. The transcript has 3 exons. Lineage: Eukaryota; Viridiplantae; Streptophyta; Magnoliopsida; Poales; Poaceae. The record is from RefSeq and is a predicted model, not a curated record.
AUGGACUCGGCUCCUCCGCUGCUGACACCGUACAAGAUGGGCGCCUUCAACCUGGCGCACAGGGUUGUGCUGGCGCCGCUGACGAGGUGCCGGGCGUACGGGAACGUGGCGCAGCCGGCGCACAUGUCCCUCUACUACUGCCAGCGCGCGACGCUGGGCGGCCUCCUCAUCUCCGAGGCCUGCGCCGUGUCGGAGGCCGCGCGCGGGUACCCGGACGUGCCGGGGCUGUGGACCGACGAGCAGGUGGAGGCGUGGAAGCUCAUCGUCGACGCCGUGCACGCCGUCUUCUUCGCCCAGAUCUGGCACACCGGCCGCGUCUCCGCGCCAGAGUUCCAACCAAACGGGCAGGCACCAAUCUCGAGCACGGACAAGCAAGUCCCACCGCAGGUGAGCCAUGACGGUCACGUCAACACGUUCGCGGUUCCUCGGAGGUUGGAAACAAAUGAGAUACCACACGUCGUCAACGAGUUCAGGAUCGCUGCUAGAAACGCGAUCAAAGCAGGCUUCGACGGUGUGGAGAUCCACGCGGCGAACGGGUACCUCUUCGACCAGUUCAUGAAGGACAGCACGAACGACCGCGACGACAUGUACGGGGGCACCCUGGAGAAUCGAUGCCGCUUCACCGCAGAGGUGGUCGCGGCCGUGGCCGGCGAGGUGGGCGCAGAUCGAUUGGGCGUGCGGCUCUCCCCGUUCACUGACUACAUGGACUGCAGCGACUCUGACCCGGAGACGCUGGCGCUGCACGUCAUCCACCGCACGCUGAAUCCAACCGGCGUGCUCUACUGCCACAUGCUAGAGCCGAGGAUGCGGGUGAACCCCGACGACGGCAAGCUGACCCUCCCGCACAUGCUGCUGCCAUUCAGGAAGGCGUUUCGUGGGACGUUCAUUGCUAGCGGAGGGUACUAGAAAACACGCCAUGAAUCGGUUG